This is a messenger RNA of Melanotaenia boesemani (Boeseman's rainbowfish), 10157 nucleotides long. It is a transcript of the gene prr12a, whose product is annotated as proline rich 12a. The transcript is spliced from 15 exons. The record is from RefSeq and is a predicted model, not a curated record. Bases 846 to 8936 code for a protein of 2696 amino acids. Lineage: Eukaryota; Metazoa; Chordata; Actinopteri; Atheriniformes; Melanotaeniidae.
CGGACAGCGGCUAGCCGCCUUCAAAAAUGGCGUCUCCGGAGGAAAAUGAGUAAAAAAUAUUAAAACGCGGCCUGAUUCCUUCACGCUUCCUCGGCUUGUAUGUAUAUUCGUAUUAUAGCGGGAUUCUUUCCAGUGUAAGCAACCUCGUCAUCGCUUUUACUUGAAUGGCCGUAAAAGAAAAAAAGAGGAGCGCAUAUUUGGGGAAAUAAAAGCAGCCCAAUGUUAUUUUGAUGCGUCGUUACUGACAGCUAGCAUCUGCUGCUAGCCCACAGCUCUGCUCCUGAGGGGGGUGGGAACGAUUUGCAUGCAAAGGAAAAAAAGAGAUUUUUAAAUUGGGGAUUUCUUCGCACAUGGGGAAUGAUUGCUACCAACGUGGCCCGUCGAUAGCUAUCUUUUCUAGAGCUAGCAGCGUAGCCAAAACUAGCCCAAAGAAAGGGGAGGAGAGACGGUGAAAAAGGACGCAUUCAAGUCAAAUGUUUAAAAGCAAUUUGCCCAUCACCGACCAAAUCCGUGGCAUCUUCAUCAUGGCCGUGACUGAUUUUAGACCAAAUCUGCAUUCGAGGAAAUGAUAAAGGUGAAAGGCACAGGAAAAGGAGAAAGACUGGCUUUUUUUGGAGGUGGUUGGAUUAUAACCCCGUAGACCCCCCUCUUUUUUUCAUCCAGCUUUCUCCUCCUCCCCACCAUUUCUCUUUCAAUAUGCUGUUUUCCACUCCUGGGGACUUGCUUAUGAAACCGGGGAAAAUCGCCUGAAAACGAGAACGGGAGAGAUUGGAUUUUUUUCCGUAUUGUACCCUGCGACGUUCUCGUUGCUUUCAUCCUCAUCGCACGCACUGUACAACACAUAAAUGGAUAGAAAUUACCCGGGAACAGGAUUUGGAGAUUUGGGCGCAGGAGCAGGAUGGAGUUACGACAGAACGGCAAAAGCAAGUCUUGUAUAUGGGAGUUCCAGAUCAUCCCACCCUGAGUCUGAGCUCCUUCACCGACAAGCCUACGCCACCCCACACCCUCUGCAGGGCUAUGCCACCAAUCACCACCCAGGGAGCUCUGGCCAAGGCGGGGCUUGGGGAGCAGCUGGACGGAGUUUGGGUCUUUCUGGACUUUUUGACACCGGCCUGCAUCAUGCCAGCCCCUCUGCCCCUGAUGCUUCGGUCAUGAAUCUGAUCUCGGCCCUUGAGUCUCGAGGUCCCCAGCCUCCGCCCUCAGCCUCCUCUCUUCUUUCCCAGUUCCGCACGCCAUCAUGGCAGACAGCAAUGCACACGCCUGCUCCUCCUGAACUGUUCAUCUCUGGAGCCCUUCCAGGCUCUGGAUCCUUCCCUUCCUCUUCAGCUCUGUCAGCCUAUCAACAUCCAGCAUCCUUCUCCAGUCGCUCUUUCCCUGCAGCUUCCCUUUCACUUCAGGACACACCCACAUUUAGUCCUACAUCCAAUGGUCUUCUCUCCCCACAUGAUCCCUUAAUACACAUCAAAGCCCCAUCCCAGUCAAGCCUGGGUUUUGACAGACUCCUGUCGUCACAAGGUGCUGCUGCCUACAGGGGCAGCCAAGAUCCCACAGGUGCCACAUCAGCCCAGGCGUCCUCUGCCAGGCACCUGCAGUCACACCAGUUCAAUCUGCUGUCAUCACAGCUACAGGAUCAGUCCUCUCAGCUGUAUAAUCCAUCAGUAUUUUCCUCUGCCCAGCCCCAGACUCAGUCCCAGUCGCAGUCCAACUCGGCUCAGGAGAGGGCCGUACCCCGGCAGGACAGCGUUAUCAAGCACUACCAGCGGCCCACGCCAGCUCAGUCACAGCUUUCGUCCUCGGCUGCCCACUCUCUUCAGCACUACCUCAGCUGUGGAGGGGCGGGGUACCAGCAGAUUGCCACCCACCACAGGCAUGCUGGACUUUCUUGCAGCCCGCUAGGUGACCAGAGCCCCUCAUCUGACCACAAGCCCACCUCUCGCACUGAGCAGUAUCGGCCAAUCAUUCAGCCUCCAUACUCUUCGUCGUCCUCCUCUUCUUCUUCAUCAGCAGGAAAAGGAACCAAAAGUAGUUCCAGCAGUGGUUAUUCUUCUGGGAGUUCUGCAUCAUCCUCAAGAACUCCUCACACACCCCCUUCUGCUUCCUCUACCUCCUCUUCCUCCUCAUCUUCUUCUUCGGCCCCUUCUGGAGCUCAUCCUUCCAAUUCGAUUCCCACCUCCAGCUCCACUGCAGCUCCGUCUAGGCAGCAACCACCCCCUCAGCCAGCUCCCCCUCCCCCUGCCCCUCAGCAGCAGCAGCCUCCAGCCACUUCCACUUCAGCUCCCCAGUCUCUCCCUAAAUCCUGCCUGUCUGGCUACGGUUCUCCUGUGCCCCCUGUAAAGACCCCUACCUCUGCUCUUACUGGACAGACUCCACCCCAACAACAGACACAGUCAUAUUCCCCUAAUCAGCCCCCUACAUCCCACUUGUCUCAGUCAUAUGGAGGUUUCAGUUCGCCUCAGGCCCAAGACCUGAGCUCUGGUACUGGUGGGAAAGGCUAUGGGAGUUUAGGUGGCCGAAGCCAGUCAUACUCCACUGACAUAUAUGGAACAGAUUCUGCUUAUGGAUCACUUCCAUCCUCUCUUGGUGGAGCUGGGAGUCCAUCAUUAGGCUAUGGAGCCCCAGGUCACUCACCUGCCCUUUUAAGAUCAAGUGGUUCAUCAGGUAGUGGAACAUCUGGGGGAGGAAGCAGCAGCGGCACAGGGAGUGGGAACUCUGGGUCAGGAGGAGGAGCUGGAAAUAGUCUGACCAAUGAGCGAGGUGGAGGAGGAAGUGGUGGAGGCUCUUAUCAUAUUCCAGACUCCAGCCCUUCUCCAUCAGGCAACUCUGGCAUCAUCCGUCCAGGUUUGCACUCCCCCGUGCCCACCUGCCCUACUCAGUCUCCAGGAGGUGCAGGCACAAAUAAAUACAUUUCCUCAGUUCUCUCACCCACAUUUCUGUCGUCACCCCAAGGCUUCCCUGACACCAGAGGCCCCAGUUCCCAGCCUCAAUCAUAUCAUUCCACCUCCUCUAAAACAAAGGCUGAUACUUCCAUGUUAGGAGUGGGCUCUCAGAGAUCCCAAGAGGAAGUUGAUGAUGACGAUGAGUUCUUGAUUCAGCACCUUUUACAAGCCCAAGCAAGUCCUGCUCCUCAGGCUGCUCAUCACCAUCCUCAACAACAGCCCCAACAGACAUCUCAACAAACUCAGCCUCAGCCCCAGUCAGUACCCCCAACCACUGAUUCAGGGAAAGGGAUGAGUUAUGACAUGGGUAAGACUUCUGAAGAAAGGUACCACCCACAGAGUGUAAUUCGUACCCACAGUGCCACAUCCACUGCUGGAGUAGGAAAUGCAGCUUCUGGAGGGUCCAUAUCAGGGCUGGACAACCAGCUGGAGAUGACACUAAAGAAACAGCAGCAGCAUCAGCAGCACCAUCAUCAGCAGCAACAACAGCAGCAAAGGAAUGAGAGAUCUGUUGGCAACAGCAGAAGCAGUGGUGGCAGAGGCAGUGCUGAACAAGUGCACUCCCACCUCCAUCACCAUGACAACCUUGGCUCUGUUGUGCAUUAUGGUCGUGGUGACCCAUACACUCAGCACUCCCUUGCUCCUCAACACUCUUCACACAGUCAACACGUGUCCUCACACUCGCAGAUUCCACCUCACACCCAGAUGGAACUCCAAAAGAAGCCACAAGAGCGUGCAGAAAUCCCCUAUCCUCGGAAAACACCAGAACUUCAGCAACAGCAUUCCCAGUCUCAAGCUGCCGCAUCCCUCAUGGACUCUCCUACUGAUCAGUCCCGUCAGCCGCCGCACCUGCUUCAGUCAGUGCUAUCCCACACCACCCGAAACAAGUUGGAGCCUCAUCAACAGCACCACAAGAUGGACUCUCACCAACAGCAUCAACAGCAGCACCACAAAUUGGACUCGCAUCGCCAACACCAACAGCAUCACAAAAUGGAUUCCCACCAACAACAUCAACAACAUCCAAAAAUGGAUUCCCAUCCUCAGCACCAACACCAGAAGAUGGACUCCCAUCAGCAUCAGCAGCACCACAAAAUUGAUUCUCACUCACAACAUCAACAGCACCAUAAGAUGGACUCUCAUCCCCAACAGCAGCAGCACUCUAUGAGCCAGCAACAAGCUGUGAUGGAAAGUGCUGGUGGGAGACUUGGCUCAAGUAAACACCAGUCUCAGUCUCAAGCCACCCAGCUCCAGCUUCAGUUACAGUCUCAAGCUUUAGAAGUGGCAGCGGCUCACUACAACCACGGGCCACAUCAGCAUGAAUCGAGCCAAGUUAAACAGAGUUCAGUGGUCUCAUCUUUGGACAUGCUGGAGCGCUCCCUUUCUCAGACCUCCAGCACAGAUGUUGGUGUUGCAGAAGACAGGCGAAGUGGACCAGGCAGUGCAGGAAGGAGUGGUGGUAGCAGUGAGCGCCACAGGCAACAGCAGGAGCCCCAGAGGCAACACCCACCCCAUCAUCAGCCACAGCAAACUCACCACCCACAGCAACACUCGGCCUCCGAACUCCACUCCUUCCUCACUGAGCCUGAUAUUGGCUUAUCUACCCCAUCCCACAUGCACCAUCUUUCACAGCAUCAUGCACAGCAGCAACAACAGCAGCACCCCUCAUCACAACACCAACAAACUCACUCCCACCACCCUCAUACCCAAGCCCACCCACAACAGCAGCCUCCUCACCCUCACCAUAUACCCCCACCUUCUGCAUCAGCCCACCCCCAGCCUCAGCCUGACCCACAGCAACCCCUUUCAAGCCAGCUCACCCCUCAGCAGAGCCAGCUGGACCAACAGCGUUCAGAGCAGCACCAGUUUGACACUGUCAGCCCAGUGGAAAAAGCAGAUCAGAAUCAACAAAGUAACCGCUUUGUUCCCUUAACUUCUAUCUGCUUCCCGGACUCCCUCCUCCAAGAUGAGGAUCGCUCUUUUUUCCCAGGAAUGGAGGACAUGUUUUGUGCAGACGACUACAAAUCGAGCUGUGCAGGGGGUGCAGGACCAGGGCAAGAGGAGAUGAAUGAAGGCCAUGCUGGUCAAGAUGGAUUAGAUUCCAUGAAAGCUGGACAGAGUGCUGGAGGAGCUGGGGCAAGUAGUGGACCGAGCUAUGACAUUAUGGGUCAUCAUGGAGGAGAUCAGGGUUAUGAACCAUACUGUCAUGGCCUGGAAGAACCCAGCAACAACACCAUGACUCUGGAUCUAGACUCUCUUAAAACACAUGAGCUUCCUUCUACGGUCAACACUGAGCAGCUUGGUUUGAUACAGUCCCAGGGACCAGCAAUGGGUAUGGGCUCUGGUACAACUGGUCCCAACAACUCUGGAGCUAAACUGUCAUCUGGACCUGGAGGAACUAGCUCAGGAACAGGUUCUGGAGGCCUUCAGUCUCCGAUUUUCUGCUCAUCUCGUCCUAAGAAGCUCCUCAAAUCCAGCUCUUUCCAUCUGCUAAAGGAGCGCAGGGACCCCAACACGCUGCCUAAAAAAAGUUAUGCUCAAGAAUAUGAGUUUGAAGAUGAUGAAGAUAAAGCUGAUCAGCCAGCUGACAUUCGACUGAACAGCCGCAGGCUGCCUGACCUAUUACCAGAUUUGGUGUCCAGCUGUAGAAAGGGAGGUGGAGGUGGUUCACUCAGCCCUCUGAUGGACAUUGAUUUUUACCACUCUUCUGGCUAUUCAUCAAUGGGUUCACACUCUAUUCUGCCUCCAGAUGGACCCAAGAAGAGAGGUCGAAAGCCCACUAGGCCGAAAAGAGAGGGCCCCCCAAGGCCAAGAGGCAGACCUCGUAUUCGCCCUAUGCCUGAACCUUACACACCACGAGGCAUGCUGGGGGAUAUAAGUGGAACAACAGUUGGAGGGGGUUUCAGUGUGGAGGGCCGAGGAAGGGGUAGGGGCCGUGGAAGCCGAGGUAGAGGAGGAAGGAGAGAGGAUAUGUACAUGGAAAUGAGUGGAAAGGAGCAGGAUCAAAUGCACUCCCAUCACCUCCAUCAGCAGCAGUCACAGCAGCUCCAUCACCAGCCGCAGCAGCAGCAUGAGCCCAUCCCACCUCUCAAGAUCAAGUUACCAAUUGGUACCCUGUCCUCCUCUGACGCCUUGCUGAGGACAGACUCUUUAUCUGGCACCGACCCUGCUUUGUCAGACGGCUCAGUUGGCUCAGCCCCUUCGCUUGGUUUAAGUCCUGGACCCCCUUGCAGCACCGAGAGUAACAGAAGCCAGGACAAGAACAAACAAAAAAGCCAGAUGAUGAGCGAAGGCGUGGAUGAAGAAGGACUGGAGGAAAGGGUGGAUGAGAAGGACUCUGAGUCUAAAGCAGGUUUUGUAGCCUCAUUUUUGGACUUCCUCAAGACGGGAAAGAGACCUCCAGGUUUGGACAUCUCACCAGGGAUGGAACCUGACAAUGGUGAAACAUCACCCUGUAAAUCAGGGGGUCUACGUCCACUGUCUCCUGCCCCACCUCCUCCACCACAACCACCUCCAUUUGGGGAUGGUGAGGGGAAUGGAGGUUUGGCUUUGGGCAACUGCCCCAGCCCCAAGCGUUUAGAAGAUGAGCUAAAGAGGAACCUGGAGACUUUGCCAUCUUUCUCCUCGGAUGAGGAAGAUUCAGUUGGAAAGAACCAGGACCUCCAGAAGAGCAUUUCCUCAGCCAUUUCUGCUUUGUAUGAUACUCCUCAGCUAACUUCUAACAUCCAGCCCCCGUUACCUCCUCCACCUCCCCAGCCUCAGACUCAGCUCGCUCAGGCCCCUCUUACCCCUACAAUGCAGCCACCUGCACUUAGUCCCCAGCAGAAUGUACAUACCCCCCAUGCACAACCCCAGUCUAAUGAACCAGAUGUCCUUCAGUCAGAAGAUGGAGACAUGGAAGAGAACAAGGAUGAUGAAAGAAGCACAGGAGGGGAUGAAGAGAGUGAUAUGACAGAGGAGAAGGAACCUCAGCUGGAAACCCUUUGUGUUCCUAAGGUCGAUGCUCCUCUACCUGAGAUUUCACCAGAGCCAGCAACUCCUGAACCUUCCUCUGCCCCUCCAUCUCCUGGCUCAUCCUCUUCUCCUUCUCAUUCCCCACUUCCUCCCCUCUCACUUCCCUCACCCCUACCCCCACCAGAGGAACAACUGGAGGACUCCCAGCCUCCAAGUCCUGAAGCUCCCAGAACACCUUCUCCUCCACCUCCUCCACCUGCUACUGUUCCUGAGCCUGUAACUCCCCCUCCAGCCUCCCCUCCUCCCCCACCCGCAACUCAGAAGGAGUCUCCCAUGCCAUCCCCGGAGUCCCCUGCCUCUCCUGAAGAGCCUCUGGCUCCUAAGAUCACAUCACUGCACCUUGCCCAAAAGCAAGAAGAUGCAGCCAUUGUUGGAGAGAGCGAGGAGGAUGAGAGCGAGAGCGGAGGUGAAGGCAUCUUCCGAGAGAGGGAUGAGUUUGUAGUGCGAGUGGAAGACAUUCGAACUCUCAAGCUGGCUCUGCAGACAGGCCGUGAGCCUCCACCCAUCUGGAGGGUGCAGAAAGCUCUGCUGCAGAAGUUCAGCCCAGAGAUCAAAGAUGGGCAGAGACAGUUCUGUGCCACAAGCAAUUACCUUGGCUACUUUGGAGAUGCCAAGAGGCGGUACCAGCGAAUAUAUGUGAAGUUUCUAGAGAAUGUCAACAAAAAGGAUUACGUCAGAGUUUGCUCUCGAAGACCAUGGCGCAGAGCCGCACCUGCUCUCAGACGGCAGUCCCUCCCCAGAAUGGCAUCCCCAACUGCUACCCAGGCACCACCAAGAGUGGUGGAGAAAGAGGAGCGAGUAGCUCCACUAGUCCAGCGUGAACAGAGGGAGAAAACACGAACGGCAUCCUCAACAACAAAAGAACAUCGAGAGAAGAAAGAGGUUCCAGCUGCUGUGCCAAAAGCCAAGGAGAAAGAAAAAGAGAGGGAACCUGAGAAAGAAAGGGAAAAAGAGAAGCGGGUGCCGUCGCUGGCGCAGGAAAAGGUGGAGAAACGAGUGCCACCACCACAAGCGAAGGUGGACAAGCGAGCGCCCCCACCUCAGGAAAAGGUAGAGAAACGAGUGCCACCUCAGCAGGAGAGAGCAGAGAAGCGGGUACAUUCGCAGCAGGAGAAAGCAGAGAAAAGAUUACAUUCACAGCAGGACAAGGCGGAGAAGCGUGUACAGUUGCAGCAGGAGAAGGUGGAGAAGCGUGGGGGCGCUGCAGAACGUGGUAGAGCCAAGGAAGACAAGAAAGCAUUGGAGAAGAAGGAGAAGGAAAAAACUGAGCGACCACCCAAAUCCAAGCCAGCCAAAGUGAAAGCUGAGCCACCGCCUAAGAAGAGAAAGAAGUGGUUGAAUGUACCUUCAUCAGUACCAUCAUCAUCUGACUCUGACUCAUCUGAGGAGGCUGCUAGUGAAAAUGAAAUGCCAGUGAAGGGCGGAGUGAACAACCGUGCCAUGAGGGAGAUGUUCAGGAGCUACGUGGAGAUGCUAGUGAGCACAGCCCUGGACCCAGACAUGAUCCAAGCUCUGGAAGACACAGACGAUGAGCUCUACCUCCCCCCAAUGAGGAAGAUUGACAGCAUCCUAAGCGAACAGAAGAGAAGGUUGUUGAGGAGAGUCAGCAUGAGCUCUCAACACCAGGAUGUUCUUCACGCUUAUCCACAAAUAAUUAUUGACACCCUAGACACUGGAGUGGUAAGGGUGCGGUUAAGUGGUGAGGCUUACAACCGCAAGACCCUCAACAGAGUCAAGAAGACCCUGCCUAAACCACAGGACCUUAAACUGUCAGCUGAAACAUACCGGAUCUACAGUCUCUACCACUCCCUGCAUCAUUAUAAGUACCACACCUUCUUACAGUGCAAGAAAGAGACCCACACCAUUGAGCAGGCAGCCGAGGACCCGGGCCAAGAGGAAGUGGUUCAGCAGUGCAUGGCUAACCAGAGCUGGCUGGACACCCUCUUCAGUUCUUUCAUCGAGCUGCUCACACUCAGCACCAAAGCCUGAGUCAGACAACUAGAGAGAAUGACAUUGAGUUAAAGAGGAUUUAAAAAAAAAAAAAAAAAAAAGAACGAACAUGGAAGAAAAUGAAUCCCACUGUACAGCCCCCUGACCCUCAUCAGAAAUCCUCAGAUCCAAGGAUGAAUUUUUAAGGCCCUUGACGAACACAGGAGGGUCUGUUGAUGUGACCUCAGACACUGGCCUUUUUUUUUCUCUUUUUUUUUUUUUUUCUUCUUGUUGAUCAGUGACUAAAAUGUCUUACUUUGUGAAAAGGCAACCCCACUGGAUUAGGGGUUACUGGAAGCUAAAGAGGGAAUUUGUAAAAGGGAGAGACAAGAUAGAAGGACAAGAGGAGGAGUCGUAAUACCAAGUGAACGGAGGAGCCACUGACAUCGUCUAACUGUGUGUCAUAAAGACAAUAGUUGAAAGAGAGACUAUUACCGCUUAGUUUUUACAUAAAUUAUUUUUUUGAAAAGACUAACAUCAGCUGUUGGCUUUUGAGAAGAGUGGAAGAGGGUGAGAAUGCUUUUUAAACUGCGUGUAGUGUGCCGUGAGCAGCGUGAUCAUGGACUCGUCCACGGUGGAAACAUGAAAAGUGUUAAUAAAUGCUUUCUCGCUCUGUCAUUCUGUGCUACGUGAGGGGCAGCACCAGUCCGCUGUGCGAUAAUAUAUAAACACAUUUUUAUUAUUUAUAUGAGGUUUUUAACUUAAACUCUCACAAGCGCUGGUUUGCUGCCCUGACAUUUUAAAAUAUCUUUUUAUUUUCCACAGGAUCAGUAUACAAUCAUAACCCACAUAUCCAAGUCGUCUUCCCCUCUCUACAAAAAAAAACAGAUGUUGAGACAGAAAUAUUGUAUUAAAUACAGUGGGUGUAAAAUUUAGGAAAAAAAAAAAGGAUGAAAAAACAAAAAAGAAUGGCUAAAUCUAUUUGAAACGUAACAUUGUUGUGCUUCAGUUCAAUCAUCAGUCAUGCAGGUGCAAAGAAAAAGAACUAUCCUUUCCUGUGUGGGGAAAAGGAGUAUAAAUAGGUAAUAUUUAAAGAGGAAAUAGUCAUUUCAUUUUUAUCAUUUUGAUGUUUGUGCAUACUAUGACUUAUUUUGAAAACAAUCUAAUUUUCCAUGAAAAAGGAAAAUAAAGAUGUGUAAAUACUGUACAGUUCUUGAUGAAAUUCUUUGUCCUGUACAUUAACUCUCCUGUAUUUGAGAAACAAAUAAAAUCUACAAAGAA